AAGAUUUUGAAAAGCGUCUGCCACAUGUAAAGUGUAGGAUGUUUUUAUGACAGGUUUUUUAUAAAUUACUGGAAGAUACCUCUCAAUAGAUCUUUCAGGUUUCUUUCGCGUUGAAGCUUCCAUCUACAAUGUGAAAAACAGACAAACGGAAGUAUAUGUUGUCGAAAUCAAACACAUUUUAACAAUGGAGAAUGAGCCUGGACAAUCUGGCAUUCGUCAGUGCCCUGUAUGUGAAAAAUUUUUUUCUCGAAGUGAUUUUAAAGAAAACUCAUGUCGCCAAUGUUGGAAAUGGUUUUUGUUUAACUGUGAUGAAUAUUUUCACAAAGACAACAAAAACAUUUGUCCUGACAACUGUGAGAUGGUAGGAAUGCUAUUGUCUUGCAAUUCCUGCCGUUUAAAAAAAUUUUUGGAAACAACCAAGUAUAGAUGUGGUCAAAGACAAUGUAUUUCAUGUGGGUGCAGAACAGUUGUUAAUGAAAAAAGUCCUCAAUGCAGCUGUUGUCGUGUACUAGCUACAAAAAAAUGCACCUGCAACAUUACCACAAUACCAUGUUCUUGGUGUGUUAACACAGCUUCAAGCAAGAACAACAAUGAUGCAAAUAUGGAUUCUUUGGUUGUCAAUGGAAAGAAAUCUCUUGAGUUACAAUUGGCCACAGCUUCGUUACCUAACUUUGCAACAGUGCCUAGCAUGCCUGGAUUCAGAGUCAAGUCACCAGUCAUUGAAAUGACUGAACAUUGUGAUACACCACAGACAACAAUACAUAUUGAUUUGAGUCUCCUUCCUGAAAAUUUGCAAGCAAAGGCGAAAGCACAGGUGCUCGGAAAUUGCUAUGUAAGGAUUCGGGAUUUAUCUUCAACAAUCUUGAAGAAGAGCAGAAAAGAACAAGAGGAACGAAAAGGGAAAAAACGCUCGAGAAGUGGCAGUUUUACAAGAAACGAGGAAAGCUUUGCAAAUGCAAGGAUUUCAAGUCAAGACAAUCAUGGGAAAUUGCAAAAACAAAAAGCGAGUAAAGAGCGAGAUUCUCAAGAUUACAGCGUAAGAAAUGUUAGCGACACACGGUUAAUUCUUCGUCUUGGAAUGGAACGUCAUGAUGCGGAUACUGAAUCUCAUGUUGAAGCUUCUCCUUAUAUCGAAUCCUGCUCAACCAACAAGGAAAAGUUUACUUCUCCAAGAAAGAACCAACAAGUAAAAGCCAAGUUUCCAGAAGCUCGAAAUAAUUUUGUAUCAUGUCAAGGAUCAAAAUCUAAUCCCAAGAUCAAUGGUGAUUCAUCUUGGCGAGCUAUUGUCGACAAAUCCACUCAGACUGAACCGUUACCUGAGAUCGAGUGCCUUCAACGUCGAAUUAACGAGCUUGAGUUGAUCAUCGCAACAUCCCGUUCAUGUCUUACACCUUCGCCGCUUGGUGCACUUGUGCCACAAAAGAGUUCCAACGAUCCAACGAUGACAUUAUCUACCCCACCGAAUUCCGAUUCCGGUUCAAACACAAAGAAUGAAACCCCUGUAAAGUCACCAUGUGUUUUAGUUAACCGCCUGACAAAGGAUGUUUUAGAACAGUACGGCGUCAAUCGGAAUUCAUCGGUAUCUCCUACGGAUGAGCCACGACCAAAGAAGCGACCUCGUCUAAAUUCAGUUGAUGCUGAGCAUCGUUCCUUCAAGAAGUCAGAUAAAAAAAAUGGUGGAACUAAUAAAGUGCUUGAGUUGUUUGGCAAUGACAGCGAAGAAGAUAUUUCUACAUCGAAGGAUGAUAUAGGAAUAAGUAAGUCACAACCAUUUGAUUUCGACGGAUUGGAUUACGAUGACGACGAAGACGAGGAAUCUCGAUCAAGCAAAAGUUGCAGUGUUGAAGGCCAACAAAUGAACAAGCAGGAGAAAACCAACGAAUUGGGUCGUCAUAAUAAGUCUUCUAAAGGCGAAAAAAAGGAAAAAAGUUCCGAAAAGGGAAAACGUAAAGAGAAGGAGCAAAAAAAAAAAGAAAGCCAAAAAACCAAAACUAGUGACAUUUCCAAACCAUCGAAAUCGUCAAAGGAAAAGGGGCAAAAGGAAAUAACCAAAUCUCGAAAAGAUCAGACGGCUGUAGGGAAUUCAAAUAAAUUCCGAAUCCCCAAAUUGACACCUCCUGCAACCGUCGGUUUGCCAUCUUUAUUGCAAGAGAACCUUGAUCAAGCAUUAAAAACUCCCACGUCAUCGUUAUUUGAAGACGGGGUGUCGGUGCGUACACCCGAACCAGAACAUGUCAAGAACUCGGUUUCGAAAUCGAGCGAGCUUCCUCAAGUUUCAUCAAACAUAGGAAGUACCAUUGAACCCCCUGCGUCAACUUCUUCCUUUCAACUAAGUGGCAAAGUAGCUCCUCCGAUUCUUUGCAUUUUGCCGAAAAAUCGGAAUAACAAAUCAGUAAAUUUUCCCGAACAGCUUGCAACAAUCCGAAGUAUAAGCCCACGUACUCAGUUACACGAGCAUGAGCAAGUCCCUGAUGAUCCAUCCCGAGAAAACUACAUUCCCACUAUACUUGAAGAUCUUCAUUAUGUUCCGGAAUCAUCACCGAGGGAACCCGUCAAAGGAAUUAGGCCGUUCCAUCCGCCUGUACGCAAGAUCGACGAGGAAAAACUGAAAUCGAUACCCCAAGAGCGAGGAGGAAGGCGGUUUAUCUACUCAAGUUCGAGCAGUUCUUCAUCUGAUUCCGAAUCGUCAGAAAACGAAUCAAAAGAGGAAAAUGAAUCUAUUGUCUACUAUGAGAAAUCAAUGAGCCAAACUUGUCAGUUAACUUCUACAAAAUGCCCUAUGGAGAACCAACGAAUUAGCAACGGCUCCUCUGCCAUUCAACAAAAUGGGAGUGCUCUUGGUAUGAAUUACAUUGUACAGGAAUCCAUGGAACGAGCAUGUUUGUCACCCACUGGAUCUACUGCAUCGGAUACUCUGUGUACCACAGCUCAAUGUGCACUAAGAACAACUGCUCUGAUUGAAAUAGAGGAUACAGCGAGAAAGAUUAGCCGUGCAUCCGUGUCUGAAGAGAAUGCACAAGCCACCAGUCCAAAAAAAUCACAUCUUUCAUCCCCGGCGGUUCCUCUGUCCCCACGGCGACACAGUCCAGAACUAAUCCCCAACGUUUCAACUGUUCUCGAAAGAGUGGACGAAGCACAAGAUUCGGAAGAAAAUGACUCCGAAGAUGGGGAUGUACUGGAUAUUGGACUAAACGACGAAGAAAUUUUUGAUUACGGCUACGAUGAAGAUGAGGAAUUACACGAAUCGCAACCCCUGAAACUUCCUGCCAAUAAAAUUAUCAAUGAGUCAACCAGGAUAGUAUGUGAAAAAGAUAUUCAACCAACACCCCCGAACACUGCGGCAACAUCGAACAAAACGAACGUACCUGCAGUUCAAGUAAAACCGUCAGUCAUUCUCAGAAACACUGCACCAACCAUAUCCCAUCCCUCACUUCCUCGAGUAUUUUCAGAUGAGCAAUCGAACAGCCGGGGGUUAUGUUACUCGUUUAUUCGCACAGGAAAGUGUGCGGUAAGCGAUCUGGCAAACAAAAAAUGUGAUUACAGCCAUUGUUUAGAUUCCGUUUUGGAUCAUAUCCAAUACUUGUGCAACAAAAACGGAAAUUGUAUUCAGACGGCUUCCAGAUUGGUUUUUGCAAUGACAAAUGUUGAUUCGCCGCUAAACAAAUCUCUACACGAGCCUAUCGGAUCGCAAAUUGUCGGUACCGUUAUCCACGCCCUCAUGAAGGAUAAUCGGCAGGAACAACUACUAGUUGCUUUGGAAAUGCUGAACAAUCCCAAACUGCCAUUGGUUACUGAAUUCAUAGACCAAAUCAUCAAACAAACACCGAUUGCUUUGCCGCGCAUUGCGAACAAACUAGUGACUCUAUACGAGCGCUGUGAGUCCAACAAUUUAAAGAUCUCGCUCCAUUCCUUCAAUAAAAUCAUUGUAAUACUAGUGAAUAAUCACAAUAUGAAAGGAUGGGAUUUUAUUUGUAAAGUUGUUGAAUUUGCAAUUUUGCAUUACCCUCAAUCUUACUAUCCGACAAAUGAAGUGUUGGUCUUCUUAUUUUCUACGGCACUUGAUCAGCCAAAACUUGAGCGAGUUUGUCGUUUGUUUAGUGGUAUUGGGCCACAAGCCCUUGUAGAAUUAGGACCACAACGACGUGACGAAGUGCUCAAUAGGCUCAGAGAUUAUGGUUUAGUGGACUGGUACGAUAGAUACAGUGGAAUCGUGCGCCGUCCGAAAGGCAACGAAAUGCAUUCGCAGUUUGUUACGCCACAAUAUGCGCCUAACGGAAUGAUCAACCAUUCUUCCCAUGAUCCUACGCUACCACUGCACAGGGCUCAGCCUUCGAUGCCUCAAAAGAAUCCGUUUCAGCCUCCAUUCAUGCCACCAUUACAUACUAAUCGACCCCAGAUGCCGAAUUUUCCAUCAGCAGGGCAUCAUCGGCCUUCAAUUCUUGCCGGGCAACCGGCAGUGCAUCAUCGGCCUUCAAUUCUUGCCGUGCCACCGGCAGUGCAUCAUCGGCCUUCAAUUCUUGCCGUGCCACCGGCAAUCGUAAAUCGAGCUCCGCCUCCUAGCAUACCACCAGUAGAGUUGUAUCGGUCACAGCCUCCGCCCAUUCGGGUGGGCCAUCCUGUUGUCAACGCACCUCAUCCAUCGGCACCUGCUGCAUAUUUCAUACGAAAUCACGCCGAAAAUUUAACCAGGCCAACCUCUAAUAGGACUGCUCCAACACCAUCGGGAUCACUCAUGCCUUCCAUCCCCGUAUCACCCCCUCGUGUCGCUCCGUUGUCCGAAACAAAUCCAGCCCCACCAUUCAUUCCAUUAGAGGUGCCGAGACCCUCCCAGUCGCUUGCUCUUAAUCUGUUCGAACCGGAGUCGCCCGAAGUAGAGCCGGUUUUCAUCGAAGACAGUGAGCCAGAACAAGGGCCCAGUGUCGUUGUUGAGCCUUCUUAUGGAACAGAAGAUGAACUUUUGGCAGAGUUCAAGAACAGGAAUUUUCAAGCCGUCACUAGAUUGUUUCUGCAGUACUAUUCUGAAAGUAGGAGGUGCCCGAUGCUCGCAAGUCUCGUGCGUAUGAUGAAAACAAAUCCCUUAUAUUCGCCUGAAGAAAACCGGGAAUUAUCUCCUGGGGAUAUUUUCAUCAACAUUAUAAGCUGCGCGUGCGAAAAAGGUGAUGCUAAAACACUCGAACGUCGACACCAACAUGCAUUAUUGGAUCUCGUUUUUUUCGUUCUUCUUCACUAUUUGCAAAACUUCAAUACCUGUGACGAAGAUGAAAAAAUAACUCAACUUGAAAUUGUCAAACAAUUUCUAAAGAUGGUGCGCAUUUUUCAACUACCUUUGGAAGAUUCCAUAAACCACCCGGAAUUACUCCUUUUUCUCUCUGAGUGCUCUGUGCAUGUGGAUUUUUCAAAAAAUGAAGAAGAAGAUUUCUUUGAAGGUGUCGUGGAUGAUAUCUGUCACUCCAUAAAUUUCGCAAUAGAAUUUCACGAAGUUGUUGCGAAAAUACCCGUCAAUGCGUUCGACCCAAAUUUGGUAAACAAAGAGUAUGUGCUUUCGAACGUUAUAUUGCAAGUAAUCAAAACCCUAGGAAAAAUUAGCGAAUGUAAAACCUAUUGUAACGUGAUAGCAGGAGCUAUGAGUGAUUACCAAGAUGCAGCUCUGAAAAAUAAAUCUCGUUUUGAUGCAAUAUUGGCAUCCCGAUAGCCAUGGCUAUCCAUAAUGCCAAUAAAUAAAUACUCAGGACAAGUUCUAUUUGCUACUCGCUAUCUUUCUCUUAAUUUUUCAACUUACGUGUGAAAGUGUGAGUGUACGUUGAAGUAAGCUGCCAAAAAUGGCUGGGAGCCUUCGCAAAAAAUAUUCUUCUUCGGAAAAAGUUCUUCCAUACUUCUUUAUCACCAUGCUACCACUUGUCACCAUUCUCACGUGUCAUAAGUCAAAAGCGUAUUUCGCCGGAUCUGAUUUCUUAUUAAUGACGUUCAUUUUGUCAAGCCAAGAUAUAGUUCGUUUGUAAACACAGAAUUAUGCAAUACAUUUUUUCUUGCUUUCAAAA
Molecule: messenger RNA, 6038 nt
Organism: Daphnia magna
Lineage: Eukaryota; Metazoa; Arthropoda; Branchiopoda; Diplostraca; Daphniidae
Source: RefSeq, a predicted model, not a curated record